This is a messenger RNA of Octopus bimaculoides (California two-spot octopus), 750 nucleotides long. RefSeq lists its product as uncharacterized. The record is from RefSeq and is a predicted model, not a curated record. NCBI's taxonomy places the organism in Eukaryota, Metazoa, Mollusca, Cephalopoda, Octopoda, Octopodidae.
AGCAGAUAUAUAGAGCGAGAGAGUCAAAAAGUGAGAAAGGGAGAGAAAAUUGUGUUUGCUCCACUUCCUAUGUAAUAUUAUAGUCAACUAUAUAUACAAAUAUAUAUACAUCGUCAGUAUAUUAUUUAUAAAUAUAUAUAUAUAUAUAUGUGUAAUUCUGCCAGAAUGAAGGUGAUCAGCCUGUUUGCAUUCUACAUGCUUAUGUCGCAAGGUUCCGGAGCUUCUCUGAAUGGCCUGAACCAAAUGGACAAGAAGCAUGAAGCCGAAGAAUUAGAAGACCAACUUCAUUUGGAAAAACGUAAAGUGAAGACCAGCAGUGAGAGAGAGAUGAAUCCAGAAGUGACAACCACAAUGGAAGUGACGACUGCGAUGGACCUACCGCUGACGACAGAGCUUAACGAAGAAAACAUCCUGGAGACACUUGGCGUUAACGGAUUCGUCCAUUUGGUUUCUUCCGUUUUUGAGCAUCAUCCGCAAGUGUUGAAGGAAUUCCUGUCCCGGAAGAGCAAUCUUCUAGUAAAACAUUCUUCAAUGAAUGGAAGACCCACUCACCACCACAUCAGACCACAUCUACCCGAAACUGCAAAUUCUGGCAGUUAUCUGCCUGCCCACUACAAGAAGUCCAACUUAUUGAACCACGGUCCUCUUCGAAGACACUACAACCCAACAGAAAAAAGACACCAAAACCAUAUCUACCAAGGUGAGUCAGCGCCAUUUUUCCUUUCUUUUUGUUGAUAUCACCGUUGAUGU